Messenger RNA from Alosa alosa (allis shad), 2952 nucleotides. RefSeq names its product transient receptor potential cation channel, subfamily V, member 1 (gene trpv1). The record is from RefSeq and is a predicted model, not a curated record. The transcript has 16 exons. Gene Ontology annotation, cellular component: membrane. Gene Ontology annotation, biological process: calcium ion import across plasma membrane. NCBI's taxonomy places the organism in Eukaryota, Metazoa, Chordata, Actinopteri, Clupeiformes, Clupeidae. Gene Ontology annotation, molecular function: protein binding; calcium channel activity. Bases 46 to 2424 code for a protein of 792 amino acids.
UUAAAGGAACUAGGUUCUCUUAACCUCAGUAUUUCAGACGACACAAUGGCAACACCAAAGAACCAUCAGAGGAGGCCAUUCACCCUGGAAGUGGAUGACCAGACCGACGAAGAGCGUGCUCAGAGCAAAGAACAGGGCACAAAGGAUCACUGGACCUCUGCAUUUGGCGUGGGUGCAUCCAAAAAGGAAAGGAUCCCUAUGGACUCUGAAUAUCAAGAGGAGCUUGGAGAGCCCUCUUCACAGAUUAAAAUCAACAGGAAUUUCGUCAAGGGCGUCAGAGGAAUAACAGGUGAAGCUGCCCAAGACAAGGGCAAAUUUGACAUGAGAAGGCUCUUCUCAGCAGUUUCUAGUGGAGAGGUUGCUCAGCUCGAGGGACUGGAGCAGUACCUGCGCCGGGCCAUGAAGCACCUGACUGACUCUGAAUAUCGGUCCAAGGGAAAGACUGCUCUACUCAAGGCUCUCCUAAAUCUAACAGAUGGCAGAAAUGACACCGUGAAAUUGCUCCUUGAUAUUGCGGAGAAGAUGGGUGAUUUAAAGGAAUUUGUCAAUGCAGCGUAUACAGACAUUUAUUACAAAGGCCAGACAGCCCUUCAUGUAGCCAUUGAGAGAAGGAGUCAAUACUUUGUUGAGCUUCUGGUACAGAAAGGAGCUGAUGUCCACGCCAAAGCCUGUGGGAAGUUCUUCCAGCUGCAUGAUGGACCUUGCUUCUAUUUUGGAGAGCUGCCACUUUCCCUGGCAGCCUGCACCAACCAGAAAGACAUGGUUGACUUCCUGUUGGAAAACCAAUACCAGAAUACAGAUGUACGGGAGGCAGACUCUCAGGGCAACAUAGUUCUCCACGCCCUGGUGAUGGUAGCAGAUAACAGCCCUGAAAACACAGAUUUUAUUAUUAAGAUGUAUGACCACAUUCUGACCAGAGCUGCCCAGCUUCACCCAAAAGUCAAACUGGAGGAGAUUGAGAACAAGCAGGGCCUCACUCCAAUUAAACUAGCAGCCAAGAAAGGCAAGAUUGAGCUGUUUAAACACAUUUUGCAUCGAGAGUUCCAGGAUAAGAAGACCAGACAUCUUUCCAGAAAGUUCACGGAGUGGGCCUAUGGGCCGGUUUAUUCCUCACUGUAUGACUUGUCAUCACUGGACUCCUAUGAAACAAAGUCUGUUCUAGAGAUAGUCGUUUACGGUACUGAAAUCCCGAACCGUCUGGAGAUGCUUCAGGUGGAGCCACUCAGUCAGCUGCUGGAGGAGAAGUGGAGGAGAUUUGCUCAUCCAAUAUUUCUCUUCACUUUUGUGGUCUAUUUGAUUUACCUCAGUGUUUUCACCACCGUGGCCUAUUUCCGGAAAGAUGGAUCAGAUGGACUGCCACCAUACCCACUGGAGAAUACAUUGGAAGAUUAUUUUCUUGCAUCAGGGCAAAUCAUACUUCUCUUGGGUUCGCUUUACUUCUUCUUCAAAGGGUUAUCAGAUUUGAAAAGAAAACGUCCAACCCUGGAAACCUUGUUAGUAGAUGGCUUCUGUGAACUCAUUUUUUUCACCCAGGCAGUGCUCUUCCUGGUCUCCGUGGUGUUCUACUUCUGUAGUAGGAAAGAGUAUCUUGGGUUCAUGGUGUUGUGCCUUGCUCUCAGCUGGGUCAAUGUACUCUAUUACUCUAGAGGGUCCAAGAACAUGGGCAUCUAUGGAGUCAUGAUACAGAAGAUGAUUCUUGGGGACAUUUUACGUUUCCUUUUUGUCUACAUGGUUUUCCUCUUUGGAUUUUCAGCAGCAAUAGUCGUUCUACUGGAUGAACCAGAACCAAACAGCACAACAAAUGUGUCAAAAGCCCGUUUUUUUUUUACAACCGAUGACUCCACCAACUGCAAAAAGCCAACUUUCAAAAACUUCUACUUCACCACUCUGGAGCUGUUCAAGUUCACCAUUGGCAUGGGGGACCUGGAGUUCACUGAGCAGUACCGCUACAAGGAGGUGUUCUAUGUGCUGCUCAUCUCCUAUAUCGUCCUCACCUACAUCUUACUCCUCAACAUGCUCAUCGCCCUCAUGAACAAAACAGUGGAGAAGACCUCCAAAGAAAGCACAAACAUCUGGAGACUACAGAGAGCCAUUACCAUCCUGGAUAUAGAAAGACGUCUACCACGGUGUUUGAAGCGCAGACUUCGCUCUGGAGUGGAGAAAAACCUGGGCAAUGGCAACGGAGAGGACCGGCGCUGGUGCUUCAGAGUGGAGGAAGUCAACUGGAUCAAAUGGAAUACCUGCUUGGGUAUAAUCCAUGAAGAUCCUGGGAAUCAAGACUUCAGGAUAUCAACGCCCCCACCUGGCAGACCAGGGAGAGAGAGAAGCUGGCGAGGCUUCCUGAGGGAUUUCAGUCAGCGCCGGCCUCAUGAAGGGCAACAGCACGCACAAGAGAUGAACCUUCUCUCAGUCUGCCAUGCUUGAUCAAAUGACUACUGUUCUCCAAUCAGCAGUUCCAUAUGUCACUGUUUAUCAAAGACUUUUAAAGAUUUCAACUUUCAAAGAUUUGAAAUGAGGAAUGAAUUAUCUACGGCCCCCAGGGUGAUAUUUGAUUAGUUUUAGAACCGGCCCGCAGGCCACAGCCGCCGGCUGCUGUUUUGCACGCACCAAUACUCCAUUCCCCACAAUGCAACGGUAGCCCACGAACGCCGCCAAGUGGGCCUUAGCUUCAUUAUUCAUCAGUAUUCAGUCAGGGCAGAUGUCAACUUUCAGCUACCCCCCUCCCCAGCGUUGAGCCUGAACACGUUCAUUGAACAAAAGUUCAUGAACUCUUUCAUAUUUUGAGCGAACGUGAACUGUACCUACUACAUUGUAGCAAACUGCACAGUUGUCUUAGAAUGAUUUCUAUUGGUUACGUAUCGAGACACACGGACACAAAAUGCCGGGCCAGACCUGGCCCUUAUGCUCCAGCACUAAACAUCUAUGUGAGGCUGUAUCUACAACACACACUAG